GACGGUCACGUGACACUUAAGACGGAAACUCUGAUGAAGGAAGCAGGAAGUAGGAGACUCUGAACACAACAACAGUACACAAAUAGCAGGAGAAAAGUCAAAGACAAGUCCACACAGUCUACGGCAAUGGCUGGAAUCAAAGCGCUGGUUGGUUUGUCCUUCAGUGGCGCUAUCGGACUGACAUUCCUGCUGCUGGGCUGUGCACUGGAACAGUACGGGGUUUACUGGCCAUUGUUUGUCCUGAUUUUCUAUAUCCUGAGCCCCAUCCCGACCUUUAUAUCCAGACGUGUCAGUGAUGAUGACUCCUCCAGCAAUGCUUGUAGAGAGCUGGCCUACUUCUUCACUACUGGCAUUGUUGUGUCAGCUUUUGGGCUCCCCAUUAUUCUAGCCCGCAAAGGCACAAUCGUGUGGGGUGCCUGUGGUCUGGUGAUGACGGGGAACGCCGUCAUCUUCCUCACCAUCUUUGGAUUUUUUGUCGUGUUUGGAGGUGGGGAUGACUUCAGCUGGGAGCAGUGGUAGAGUGCCUUUGGACAGAAGAUGGAUGGAUGGAUGGAUGGAUGGUUAGGCAGAUAGUUGAAUGGAUAAACUGCAGACUGAGGCUCACAUGCAUCAUCUAUAUAUUAGGGGAAAUCCUCAUUUACCCUAUAGGUAAACAACAUAUAAAUUGUCCUGGACAAGCUUUCAGGAUGAUAUUGUGUCUUUUAGGUGGGUUAUUGUUGGAGACACAACUGCAACACUAUACACCCCAUUAAUGUGCCUUUUGUCUGGGAGUAUGGAGAUCAGGGAUGGUGUUGAUGCCUGCAUCCUCUUAUGCUAUGAACCAUAACUAUCUAGCUUAACCAGUGUACAUUAGCCUGUCUUUACUUUUUUUCACCCCAAAUCACACUUUUCAUUGCAGCUGCCUGCUUUUCAUUAUGCUUCAGUUAAUCAAAAUCAUAAAGGGGUCCUAUGAGUAUCUGUGGUUUAUGCACACCACACAUGUCCACUGCAUUAUGAGUUGAUCAGUGGGGAUGUGGUGGUACUGUAGUGAAUUGUGGCUUGCCUAUUAUGAGAUCUCUUAUUUCAAGCAUGAGGACUUGGGCAAAGUCAUUGUAGUCUAGGCUACGUGUAAGACGCCUAAUCAGGUAAAUGUAUUUUUUUUUGCUGCAUUUGUUUACAUUCUGACCAAAGAUAAUUUUUAGACUGCAACAACUGAGCACACACACCACUGAUCAGUGCAGAAACAUUUGAGAUACAGUACAGCUGUUUGUUAUUUACAGUGCCUUACAUCUAAAGAACCCUCACUUAUGUUGAGAUCAGUGUAUAGCAAAUACCAACACUCCCACAUGAGACAGAUAAAUUCGUACUAUUCACAAAACAAUCAAUUUCUGGAUGUUCUUUUACAUGAAAGGUGGUUUUUCCAAAAGUGUUUGAGCCAAUUGCUGAUAGGGAAAAGUACAGUUUAACAUUCAAGUGGAUUUUGUAUGUUUCAACACUGGGAGCCAUUGAAAUUUUCUCAUGUUUUUUAAAGAAUUGUCAGUAACUGACCAUUAAUGCGGAUCUGAGGUUUGCAUGAUCAGCCCACUUCAGAGACUAUCACAGUUAUGUAAUUUUCAAUGUCAUAUCCUUUUUCUAACUUAAAUAGUAUCUGAUACUCAACUACUUUACAUGGUGAAAUAUUCAUGUUUUCAGAACUGACAUGAUGUUCAGUACUUUGCCCUUUUGUGCCUUCUGUACCUAGAUCUAAAACACUAACGAAAAAUGUAUUUCAUUUAUUUUAUAAGCUUCUUUCUGCAUUUUAUGUCCUAGUGUUGAUAAAAAAACUGUAUAGUGAAUUAAAUGUGUAGGUCUUUACCUACUUGUAUAAA
This is a messenger RNA of Betta splendens (Siamese fighting fish), 1847 nucleotides long. RefSeq names its product leptin receptor gene-related protein. The transcript has 4 exons. Gene Ontology annotation, cellular component: endosome. The record is from RefSeq and is a predicted model, not a curated record. The coding region runs from base 127 to 519 and encodes 130 amino acids. Gene Ontology annotation, biological process: late endosome to vacuole transport via multivesicular body sorting pathway; negative regulation of growth hormone receptor signaling pathway. NCBI's taxonomy places the organism in Eukaryota, Metazoa, Chordata, Actinopteri, Anabantiformes, Osphronemidae.